Ochotona curzoniae (black-lipped pika) is the source of this 1355-nucleotide messenger RNA. RefSeq names its product protein CUSTOS-like. The record is from RefSeq and is a predicted model, not a curated record. Lineage: Eukaryota; Metazoa; Chordata; Mammalia; Lagomorpha; Ochotonidae. Gene Ontology annotation, biological process: Spemann organizer formation; Wnt signaling pathway; negative regulation of Wnt signaling pathway. Bases 1 to 870 code for a protein of 289 amino acids. The transcript is spliced from 6 exons.
AUGGCGGCGCCCAGUGGCUCCAUGAGCGAUUCGGACAGCAGCAGCAGCGAUGCUGAGGAGCUGGCGCGGUGCCGCGAGGCCGCGAGGCCGGCCUGGGGCCUGGAGCAGCGCCUGCCCGGGGCCGGGACGACAGGAGGCGGUGCUGCAAAGAGCCAGCCACCCGCCUCCCAGCCAAGCCUCAGGUACUGUUACUGUCGGUCUGUAAGUGUGUGUGUGUGUGUGUGUGUGUGUGUCCCAUGCGUGUGCUGCAGGCACCGGGUAGACGAGCAUGAGCAAGAUGGCAACGAGCUGCAGACCACCCCCGAGUUCCGAGCCCACGUGGCCAAGAAGCUGGGAGCCUUGCUGGACAGCUCCAUUAGCAUCGCCGAGGUCGUGAGGGAGCCGAGAAAGACCACAGUGCAGAGAGAGGCCCCGGAGGACGACGGCUUCCGUCUCUUCUUCACGUCCAUCCCCGGAGACUCUGGAAAGGCAGCUGAACUCCAACCCCGCAGGAAACGACAGCCCCCAAGCUCCAGCGAGGACAGUGACGAAGAAUGGCAACGGUGCCAGGAGGCCGCCGUGUCCGCCUCUGACAUCCUGCAGGAGUCAGCCAUCCACAGCCCCGUCCAGCAGGAGGAGGAGACCAGGAAGAAAAAGAAGAAGAAAAAGUUGAAAAGGAAAGCCCAGAAGGUGGCUGAUGUUGACUCAGCUGUGACCACUGCUACCACCGGGGCCACGGUCCAGAAGCAGGAAGAAGGGCUGGGCAAGGCCAACGGGGCCCAUGCAGCCUUGGGGACCAAGAAGAAGAAAAGGAAGAAAAAGGUGAGGAAGGCCCAUGAGACUGCUCCCCCAUCACCAACAGCAAGCCCAGAGGCCGCGCCAGCACACUGACCCAGUCUCCGGGCACAGGGCCCCACAGCACUGAGGACAGGCACCCUGGAGGUGGGACAUUUUCAUGCCCGCCUCUCCAAGGUCAGGGACUUGGCUGGCAAGGCUGGACUGGCCCACGAGACCUUGAUCAUGACUGGAGCCCACCCAGGGGUUGGGGCAGAAGAGUGGCUUCAGGGUGAGACAGCCUAGCCUUACCUCCCUCCAAGGGCCAAGGCAGACCCAGUACCAGAACAUUCCACGGUUCCAAGGCUCAGGGCUGGUGGCAAAUGGCCAGUAUCUCCCAGUGGUCUCCGAGGUGGGCAAGGAAAUUGAGCCUCUCUUCCCCAGCCCACGCAGGCUGGGAGAGAAGGGAUCCCCGUAGCCACCACAGAACCAGGCUGGGAAAGCAGGAAGUUGUGCCCAUUGGUCUAACUUUGUGUUUUGUAAGUUUACACAUGUGGGCAGCUGCACUCGGCCAGCUGCAUGGGAAAUACAUUGUGAGGGAC